UCCUCGCCCUCCUGCGGGGACCGGCAGCGCGACGGCGGGGACCGGCAGGCCGGCGCCGCCAAGAAGAAGACGCGCACGGUGUUCAGCCGCAGCCAGGUCUACCAGCUGGAGUCCACCUUCGACAUGAAGCGCUACCUGAGCAGCUCGGAGCGGGCUUGCCUGGCCUCCAGCCUGCAGCUUACCGAGACCCAGGUGAAGACUUGGUUCCAGAACCGCAGGAACAAGUGGAAACGGCAGCUCUCGGCCGAGCUGGAGGCGGCCAACAUGGCCCACGCCUCGGCGCAGACUCUGGUGGGGAUGCCGCUGGUGUUCAGGGACAAUUCCCUCCUGCGAGUGCCGGUGCCCCGGUCCAUCGCCUUCCCCGCCCCUCUCUACUACCCCGGCAGCAAUCUCUCGGCCUUACCGCUCUACAACCUCUACAACAAGAUCGACUAUUGAGCCUCUGCCCCGCCCGCCCCGUCGGAACCGGCACCAGGACC
Molecule: messenger RNA, 479 nt
Organism: Manacus vitellinus (golden-collared manakin)
Lineage: Eukaryota; Metazoa; Chordata; Aves; Passeriformes; Pipridae
Gene: HMX2
Product: H6 family homeobox 2
Exons: 1
Biological process (GO): regulation of transcription by RNA polymerase II
Cellular component (GO): nucleus
Molecular function (GO): RNA polymerase II transcription regulatory region sequence-specific DNA binding; DNA-binding transcription factor activity, RNA polymerase II-specific
Source: RefSeq, a predicted model, not a curated record